AUGGCUAUGUCCAUAUACGAGACUAUCAUCUGGGAAAAAGAGAUGAAGGAGCAGAUUUCGUCUCUUGCCCGCGCAACGUACAAAGACAGCUUCUCCAAUAGUUCAGUCUUCGACGUCAUCCACAGCACUAGAAAGUUGAACCUUGGCGGCUUCAUGUUAUCCACCCCGGGCGGUGUUGACACCCACCUCAUCGUCUACAAGUCACCACCCUCUGUGAGAGGUGACAUGGAGAUUCUCAUUACUAUUGAGAAUGCAUCUACUGCCCAGGGCCUCGAAGCUCUCAGGCAGCAGAUGCAAGACCAGCUGGGCAGUAGUCUUGAGCUGGCGAAAGAGCUCCUAGAGGCAUCUGCAGAAGAACCAGUAUACGUUACUAUCAUGGGGGAUGAAGUCGACGACGCUGAAGCCGUUGUCGAAGAAGCGCGACGCUGGAGGAUUAGGGACGCCUUGGGUGAUCUCUGGAUGAAGUUCCAUGCCAGAUAG
Alternaria arbusti is the source of this 480-nucleotide messenger RNA. RefSeq lists its product as uncharacterized. The record is from RefSeq and is a predicted model, not a curated record. The transcript has 3 exons. NCBI's taxonomy places the organism in Eukaryota, Fungi, Ascomycota, Dothideomycetes, Pleosporales, Pleosporaceae. Bases 1 to 480 code for a protein of 159 amino acids.